Phialemonium atrogriseum is the source of this 2250-nucleotide messenger RNA. Its product is annotated as putative serine threonine-protein kinase. The transcript is spliced from 2 exons. The record is from RefSeq and is a predicted model, not a curated record. Bases 107 to 1828 code for a protein of 573 amino acids. Gene Ontology annotation, molecular function: protein serine/threonine kinase activity; ATP binding. Gene Ontology annotation, cellular component: preribosome, small subunit precursor; cytosol. Lineage: Eukaryota; Fungi; Ascomycota; Sordariomycetes; Cephalothecales; Cephalothecaceae. Gene Ontology annotation, biological process: protein phosphorylation; maturation of SSU-rRNA.
GCGAAAAUGCGAUGACAGCUUUGAAAGCCCGACGUCUACUUCUGCCCAAAUAUCUGCCAUUUUUCUGGUUCCGAAGUGGAAAAUUGGCUUGCUCGAUACCCAUGCGAUGGCUCCAACUCAAGAUGACCCAACCCCAGCCUCGGCUGCUGCAGCUCCCCAUGAACCGCCGUACGUCUACACUCCCAACCAGGGUUACGCCCCCACAGAACCCCUCCCUCGAGAGCUCGCAAAUUCGACCCCUCGGAACGGCGAAUUCGUAGACGAAAACGAAGAUGGGGAUGACCUCGAGGACAUCUUUGACGAAGACGACUUCCAAGACGAAGACUGGGACCCGCAGGCCGGCGAUCUCACCAAGACAUACAACCGCCAGCGCCAGUUCAACCCCCCUAACAGCAACAGCAACAGCCGAGCCGACGGCCUCGCUUCGUUGCCCCGUGCGAACACCCAGAAGCCCUCGGCAAACACCUUUUCCAGCGUCGAUGACCAGAUCUCCGCCCUGUCGAGACAUGCCGCCAAGAUCAGGCUCGACAAUGUCAAGCAGGGCCAGGACAGGGAGAAGGACAAGGCGGACCGCGCCACGGCCGAGCUGGUGCUGGACCAGCGGACUCGCAUGAUCCUGCUGCAGAUGAUCAACCGCGGCGCCGUCAGCGAGAUUCACGGCGCCAUCAGCACGGGCAAGGAGGCGAACGUCUACGGCGCCGUCCUGCACCCCGAGGACGGCGGCGCCCCCAUCCAGAGGGCCAUCAAGGUGUACAAGACGUCGAUCCUCGUUUUCAAGGACAGGGAGCGCUACAUCACCGGUGAGCACAGGUUCAAGGCGGGUGCCGAGAAGGGCAACAACAGGAAGAUGGUCAAGCUCUGGGCCGAGAAGGAGUUCCGGAACCUGAGGCGCUUGCACAUGGCCGGCAUCGCCUGCCCCGAGCCCAUCAAGCUCAAGCUGCACGUCCUGGUGAUGGAGCUCUUGGGAGACAAGAGGGGAUGGGCCUUCCCGCGGCUCCGGGACGCCCAGAUCAACGGGGACGGCGCCGACAGGCAGUGGCACCAGCUCUACGUCCAGCUAUUGGGCAUCAUGCGGAGGAUGUACCAGGUCUGCCGGCUGGUGCACGCUGACUUGAGCGAGUACAACAUCCUGUACAACGACAACCAGCUCUACAUCAUCGACGUCUCCCAGAGCGUCGAGCACGACCAUCCACGCUCGCUCGAAUUCCUCCGGAUGGAUAUCAAGAACGUCGGCGACUUCUUCCGCCGCAAGGGUGUCGACACGCUAGCCGACAGGGCCAUCUUCAACUUCAUCACCGCGCCCGAAGGGCCCGUCGAGGAACCCGGUCUGUCGGCCGCCGUCGAGCACCUCUACGAGACGCAGCCGGCCGCGGCCGAGGACGACCAGGCAGCCGCGGAGCUGGAGGUCGACAACGAGGUGUUCAGGAACCAGUACAUCCCGCAGACGCUGGAGCAGGUGUACGACAUUGAGAAGGACGCGCGGAAGCUCGAUGCGGGGCGGGGCGACGAGCUGGUCUAUCGCAACCUGCUCGCGGACCAGGUCGUCUUGCCCAAGGCAGACGCGGACGGCGGCGAGGAGAAGGGCGAGGGGAGCCAGGAUUCGGAUUCGUCUGACGACGGGGCGCCGCUUGACAGUGACGACAGCAGUGAGGAUGACGAGAGCAGAUUCGAGAAGGGUACGCCGAGAGGGAAGCGUUUUGAGGAUAAGGAUGAGAAGAGGAGCCACAAGCACGCAGUGAAGGAGGCGAAGCGGGAAAAGCGGAAGGAGAAGAUGCCAAAACACCUCAAAAAGAAACUGAUCGCGUCGUCGUCCAGGAAGAAGAAAUAGAUUCCCCCCUCUCCUUUCGCUUUCGGGCCGAGAAUGCCUUAAGCUGAGGCACACGAGACACCUAUCUGGCGUUAUCCGUGCCUGACAUGAGUGAAACCUCCAUCCUACUUGUUCUGCGGGGUGGGAGGCCGCCGGAUGAUGAAUGCAAAUCGCCGCUCGGCGAGGUGGUGCUUCGUUAGUUGUUUUGCCUCUGUGGCUGAACCUCGAGCCCGUCUCGUUCGAGCGGGUCUGAGCAGUCCCCGUAUCAGGGGGCUCUGCUGUGAAGACCAAAGAGAGCACUGACGGCUGGUAUCACGUUUGUUUAUUUGCCCCAUCGUGGAUCUUGUGGUGUGUUACUCAUAGGUACCUAGCCUACUCACUUAGUGUAUCUUAAGUAUAGCACAUAUAUAGCUUCAUAAGAGGGCCCUGGCCCUGUUCCUUCA